This is a messenger RNA of Sorex fumeus (smoky shrew), 2787 nucleotides long. RefSeq names its product DNA topoisomerase III beta (gene TOP3B). The transcript is spliced from 18 exons. NCBI's taxonomy places the organism in Eukaryota, Metazoa, Chordata, Mammalia, Eulipotyphla, Soricidae. Gene Ontology annotation, molecular function: DNA topoisomerase type I (single strand cut, ATP-independent) activity; DNA binding. The coding region runs from base 152 to 2740 and encodes 862 amino acids. The record is from RefSeq and is a predicted model, not a curated record. Gene Ontology annotation, cellular component: nucleus. Gene Ontology annotation, biological process: DNA topological change.
GUCGGACACGGAAGUCGGGGUGGCCGGCGGCGGCCCCGGGAGCGGCGAGUGUCGGGAGCGGCAGAAUCCCCGCUGGGGCUGCGGAACUGAGCAAGAGCAGAUUCUGACCUGCCGUUCCCAGGGCUGGAGGCCCUGACAGCAUUCGGACAAGAUGAAGACCGUGCUCAUGGUUGCAGAAAAGCCAUCCUUGGCCCAGUCCAUUGCCAAAAUCCUCUCUCGAGGAAGCAUGUCCUCACAUAAAGGGCUGAACGGAACCUGCUCAGUGCAUGAGUACACUGGAACCUUCGCUGGCCAGACCGUCCGCUUCAAGAUGACAUCUGUCUGUGGUCAUGUGAUGACUCUGGAUUUCCUGGGGAAGUACAACAAGUGGGACAAGGUGGACCCCGCAGAGCUUUUCAGCCAAGCUCCGACAGAGAAGAAGGAGGCUAACCCCAAGCUGAACAUGGUGAAGUUCCUGCAGGUCGAAGGCAAAGGCUGUGACUACAUCGUGCUGUGGCUGGACUGUGACAAGGAGGGGGAGAACAUCUGCUUUGAGGUCCUGGAUGCCGUGCUGCCCGUCAUGAACCAGGCCCACAGCAGCGAGAAGACCGUGUUCCGGGCCAGGUUCAGCUCCAUCACCGACACAGACAUCUGCAAAGCCAUGGCCUGCCUGGGCGAGCCAGACCACAACGAGGCACUCUCGGUGGAUGCCCGGCAGGAGCUGGACCUGCGCAUAGGCUGUGCCUUCACCAGAUUUCAGACCAAGUACUUCCAAGGCAAAUACGGCAAUCUUGACAGCUCCCUCAUCUCCUUUGGGCCUUGCCAGACCCCUACCCUGGGCUUCUGCGUGGAGAGACACGAUAAAAUCCAGUCCUUCAAACCGGAGACCUACUGGGUGCUGCAGGCCAAGGUGGACGUGGAUAAAGACAGAAGCCUCCUUCUGGACUGGGACCGGGUGCGAGUGUUCGACCGGGAGAUCGCGCAGAUGUUCUUAAACAUGACCAAGCUGGAGAAGGAAGCCCUGGUGGAGUCCACAAGCAGGAAGGAGAAGGCCAAGCAGAGGCCCCUGGCCCUGAACACCGUGGAGAUGCUGCGCGUGGCCAGCUCUUCCCUGGGCAUGGGGCCCCAGCAUGCCAUGCAGACCGCUGAGCGGCUCUACACACAAGGCUACAUCAGCUACCCGCGGACCGAGACCACGCACUACCCUGAGAACUUUGACCUGAAGGGGCCCCUUCGACAGCAGGCCAAUCACCCCUACUGGGCCGACACGGUGAAGCAGCUGUUAGCAGAAGGCAUCAACCGCCCCCGCAAAGGCCACGACGCUGGUGACCACCCCCCGAUCACCCCCAUGAGGGCUGCCACCGAGGCCGAAUUAGGGAGCGAGGCGUGGCGGCUCUACGAGUACAUCACCAGGCACUUCAUUGCCACCGUCAGCUACGACUGCAAGUACCUGCAGAGCUCCAUCUCCUUCCGGAUCGGGCCCGAGCGCUUCUCCUGCACUGGGAAGACCGUCAUCUCCCCAGGAUUCACGGACAUCAUGCCCUGGCAGAGCAUACCUCUGGAGGAGAGCCUGCCCACCUGCCAGAAGGGGGACACCUUCCCUGUGGGCGAGGUGAAGAUGCUGGAGAAGCAGACGAGCCCACCUGACUACCUGACGGAGGCCGAGCUCAUCACGCUCAUGGAGAAGCACGGCAUCGGCACGGACGCCAGCAUCCCCGUGCACAUCAACAACAUCUGUCAGCGCAACUAUGUCACGGUGGAGAGCGGCCGCCGCCUCAAGCCCACCAACCUCGGCAUCGUGCUGGUGCACGGCUACUACAAGAUCGAUGCAGAGCUGGUGCUCCCCACCAUCCGCAGCGCCGUGGAGAAGCAGCUGAACCUCAUUGCCCAGGGCAAGGCCGACUACCGCCAGGUCCUGGGCCACACCCUAGACAUCUUCAAAAGGAAGUUCCACUACUUCGUCGACUCCAUCGCUGGCAUGGAUGAACUGAUGGAGGUGUCUUUCUCUCCGCUGGCGGCCACGGGGAAGCCUCUUUCCCGCUGCGGGAAGUGCCACCGGUUCAUGAAAUAUAUCCAGGCCAAGCCCAGCCGCCUGCACUGCUCACACUGCGACGAGACCUACACCCUGCCCCAGAACGGCACCAUCAAGCUCUACAAGGAGCUGCGCUGCCCCCUGGAUGACUUCGAGCUGGUCCUGUGGUCCUCGGGCUCUCGGGGCAAGAGUUACCCACUGUGCCCCUAUUGCUCCAACCACCCACCCUUCCGAGAUAUGAAGAAAGGCAUGGGCUGCAACGAGUGCACACACCCCACCUGCCAGCACUCGCUGAGCAUGCUGGGCAUCGGCCAGUGCGUGGAGUGCGAGAGCGGGGUGCUGGUGCUGGACCCCACCUCCGGCCCCAAGUGGAAGGUGGCCUGCAACAAGUGCAACGUGGUGGCGCACUGCUUCGAGAAUGCGCACCGUGUGCGCGUGUCCCCUGACACCUGCAGCAUCUGUGAGGCAGCCCUGCUCGACGUGGACUUCAACAAGGCCAAGUCCCCACUGCCCGGCGACGACACACAGCAUACAGGCUGCGUCUUCUGCGACCCUGUCUUCCAAGAGCUGGUGGAGCUGAAGCACGCCGCUUCCUGCCACCCCAUGCACCGUGGGGGCCCGGGGAGGCGGCAGGGCCGAGGCCGGGGCCGGGGGCGACGGCCCCCGGGGAAGCCCAGUGCCCGACGGCCCAAGGACAAGAUGUCAGCUCUAGCUGCCUACUUCCUGUAAUAGCCUCGCCUUCUCCGUGGAUCCCCCGCCACUGCCCUUGGGCCCUG